AUGAGCAUGGCUGUGAAGAAUUCUACGGAUGAAUACCACCAUCUCACAUCGGAUGUUAUGUAUACAGAAUGUAAUAUACCAGGUCCAGGAAUAGAUAUUGAGGAAUUUGAGUCGGAAUUUACGAUGGGUUGUGAAUGCCAAACAGAGUGUUUGACAAAUCAGUGUGUCUGCACUCGUAAAAAUCAAAAUUACAUCGGCGACUGUCUCCUCGAUGAUAAAUCGGGACCGAUAGUGGAGUGCAAUUUUAAUUGCACCUGCCGAGAAAAUUGUGGGAAUAAAUUAGUACAAAAGGGCCCAUUAAAUUGCCUCUCGAUUGUUCAAUCGGAAGGAAGAGGACUUGGACUUUCCACAAGUGGGUUCAUAAGAAAAGGCCAAUUUAUCUGCGAGUAUGCGGGUGAAGUUAUUGGAAUUGCCGAGGCUAGGCGAAGGUUUGAAGAGAAUAGAAAAAGUAUGAACUAUGUUAUCGUCAUUUCCGAAUACGUCGGGGAAGAAAUGGUUACGACUUGUAUAGAUCCAAAAUAUUUUGGAAAUAUCGGCAGAUAUUGUAAUCACAGUUGUGAACCGAAUGCAAACCUUGUGCCUAUUCGGGUUGAAAAAGCCUCACCGCGACUGUGUUUAUUUGCAAGAAGGGACAUCGAAACUGGAGAGGAAAUAACUUUCCAUUACGCGGAAGGGGUUGAUACCUCCGUCCAAAAUCUCAGCGAAACAACUUGCCUCUGUGGCUCCAGUACUUGCCUCCGCUAUUUGCCCCAUCAUUCUGUUUAGAAAUUACCACAGGGUUGUUUCAUAAGUCAGAUAUUUCCCAGCUGUUUCUCAUUUUUAUUUCUAGCAGAAAUCGAAAACUUUUUAUUUUAAAUUACAAAGACUCCUUUUAUAAGCUAGUACCUAUUUUGCCUACUUUUUUGUCUUAUAUGAAACACUACCUUAUCAACCCUGUGGCAGAUAUAGGCGAGUUCCUAAAUUAUAUUCUUCCGAAUUAGCAUUCGUCAUAAUUGUUCUAUUUUCAAAACCCUGUUUUACAUCAUUUGUAUUAUGCCGAGUUAAUUCUUGAUAUUUAUUUUAUCCAGUUUCUGUUCAGCAUAACUUUUAUUUUACCAAAUAACCAUUUGCCAUAAUUUUUAUUCUUCCGAAUCAACAUUUAACAGAUAUAAGUUUUCAUAAAAAUGACGACGGUAUAAAAAUAGCUGCUUAGGGGAUUAUUUAGAAUUCUCACAUUAUUAAAUUAAUUAUUUUGGAGUCAGAUAUGGUUCAUUGCAUCUAAGAAGCCAUAAGCAAAGAAGAAGACGAUUCGGAAGAAUAAAAAUGAUUCGGUAAAAUAAAAAUUAUGCAAAAUAGUGAUCCAGUCACUCGAUUUUUGGUAUAAUGAAUACUAGAGAAAGUAGCAUUUUUGUAACAUUCGUGCGCCUCACGAGGAAUGUACAAUGCAAAUGCUAAUUAUUAAUUUGUAAAUAUUGCAAAUCAUUGUGUUCUUAAACUUAGUAUAUUGAUCUAUCAUUACACCGUAGUAUCUUCAAACUUAACUCAGUUUAUGUAUUUUUUACAUUCACUUUUAAUUUUGGUGGGCCAAACCGGCUUAAGUGAAAUAAAUAAAACUGCAAAUUUAUAGAUAGUAACUAUUUUCCACUGUUUUGACGACAGAGUUACAGAAUCAUUUGCGAGAAGUAUAUAUUUACGAAUGCUUUAUAAUUACUGAAACUUGUGUUUUUAUUUCAUAAAGAAUAGAAACGAAAUUGUAAAGCAACGAAUAUUUUCAGGGAAAGCGCUGCUUCUAAUAAGAAAUUGCGAGCAUUAUUUAGAUAAUUUAGCAUAAACAUCACCUACUGUAAUCACUUUUAAUCUCAAGACGAAUUUAAACUGACUGCCAAGUGGCACAUGGCGGAUUACUCGUUACUUAUAGAGGAUUACUUGUAUUUUUACGAGUUGGAAAUAAGUGGAUAGUGAGAGGCCAAACCACUUUAAAAAGCAGUCUUCUCAGUGUAAAUGUAAAGUGUUUUGCAAUAUAAACACUAGGAUAUAGUAUAGAUACUAUCGAGAAGACAUUUGUUAAAAGAUUAGGCUGAACUUCUGAAAAGUCGAGCUUAAUCGGAAAACUUCGAUAGAUGCUUUUCGGAACUUAGGUCAGAUUAUUAUUGUGAAUAGUCUGCACAGUGUUAAGGAAAAAGGAAAAGAGGUAUCAUUAUAUUUAGAAUUGUUAUGUCGGAGUUAUCAAUAAUGAACACAAUAUUUAAA
Belonocnema kinseyi is the source of this 2229-nucleotide messenger RNA. Its product is annotated as histone-lysine N-methyltransferase SETMAR-like. Gene Ontology annotation, cellular component: nucleus. The record is from RefSeq and is a predicted model, not a curated record. The coding region runs from base 1 to 765 and encodes 254 amino acids. Lineage: Eukaryota; Metazoa; Arthropoda; Insecta; Hymenoptera; Cynipidae. Gene Ontology annotation, molecular function: protein binding; histone H3K9 methyltransferase activity; zinc ion binding. The transcript has a single exon.